GACAAGAACAGAAAUGGUAGAGUUUGGUAGCAUCAUCAUGACUACAAAUACGCCGUCUGCAACUGGAAGUGGUGGACAUGACUUGGAUGUUACUUACAAGAUCGCUGGAAAAGUUGGAGGAAUAGUUGGAGGGAUUGGUGGCUUUCUGGUGGCUCUGUUGGCACUUUGUUUUGCAAUAUAUCAAUACAUUGGGAAACGCCGUAGUCAAUGUGAAGAAACAAACUUGGAUGAUGACCACCCCCAAGUUCCAGAUAUCAGUGAGCCCGUUCUACGCAAGAUCUCUGAGAGGCUUGGCUCCGAAUGGCAGAAGCUGGCUACACAUCUCGGUUUAAGCGCUGCAGAGAUCGAGCGCAUGGUGAUGGAUGACCCAGGCCAGACGGAGAACCAGAUCUUCAACAUGCUGGUCAAAUGGAGGCGCAAACAGAGGGAAGUGUUAUGCACAGCUCUGAUGGAGAUGGGCAAAAUGGACAUAGCCGAAGACAUGAUAGAUUUCAGUGACCCUGUUCUACGCAAGAUCUCUGAGAGGCUGGGCUCCGAAUGGCAGAAGCUGGCUACACAUCUCGGUUUAAGUGCUGCAGAGAUCGACAACAUCAUGAUGGAUGACCCAGGCCAGACAGAGAACCAGAUCUUAAACAUGCUGGUCGAAUGGAGGCGCAAAAAGAGGAAAGUGUUAUGCACAGCUCUGGUGAAGAUUGGUAGAACGAACAUUGCCGAAGACUUUAUAGGUAUCAGUGAUCUUGAUCUACGCAUGAUCUCUAACAAGCUUGGCUCUGAAUGGCGGAAGCUGGCUACACAUCUCGGUUUACGCGCGGCAACGAUCGACCGCAUCGUGAUGGAUGACCCAGGCCAAACCGAAUACCAGAUCUUCAUCAUGCUGGUCAAAUGGUGGCGCCAACAAUCCACUAGCACGGAUCAGAGGGACGAGUUAUGCACAGCUCUGAUGAAGAUCUGCAGAAUGGACAUAGCUGAAGACCUGAUAGGAAGAAAAUUGGAUGAUGAGCCUCCCCGAGUUUUAGAAGAGACGCCUCCACCAGCAGUUGAAGACAUUCCUGUUAACCAUCCCGAAAGUAACAAACAACAGAAAAAGCAGAAAGGAACUACAUCAUCUGCGGGACAGAUGCUGAGUCAGGAAGAUGUUGGUCAUCGUGACAAAUCUCAACCUGAUGCCCAAGAUGGAGGGGCUAAAGAACAGAGCAAGUCGGAAGGGACUAAAUCAUCUGAAAGACAGGAACAGGAAGAUGUUGGUCAUCGAGACAUACCUCACCCAGAGGAUCAAGAAGGAUGGGCUAAAGAACAGAAGAAGCCGAAAAGGACUACAUCAUCUGAAGGACAGAGACCAGGACAGGAGGAAGUUGGUCAUCAAGACAAACCUCAAUUAGAGGUUCAAGAGGAAAGGGCUAAAGAAGCGAGCAUGCAUAAAGGCACUACAUCAUCUGAGGGACAGAGACAAAACCAGCAAGAGGCAUGCGGAACAUAUCCGAACGUUCAGAAAGAGACGAUGCAAUCAUCCGAGGAGUAUGGACUGAAAGGGUCAACAUACAAAAAAUCAGGUCAUGGGCAAGUGGGUGUUACACCAAGUAAUCAGUCAGAGAUACAAGAGACAGUGGUAAGAGAAAUGACAUCACAAGACCAACAGCUAAUGCAGGGUCCAAAGUCAGUUCAAGACAUCGUACCUGUAGGACAAACCUCAUCCCGAUCACCUGCUGUACUCGGACAUGGACCUGGGCAACUGGUUUCCGUUGAUUCCAUGAGUGUCAGUGGCAAAAAUUGUCCUGUCUUCUUGGGAGCGGUUAACCAACCGACUUUUACCUUGAACGUUCAAAGCUUGAAGGUUACAGGAAAAAGUUCAGGGUUUCCAAAAAUGUCAAUAGAAACAGGAGUAACAAGGCAGGGUGGCGAGGACCGUCGCUUGACUGAUGCUCUCGGGAUAGCCAGGACUGCCCUACAUGAAAUCUCAGCUAUCCUGAACUCAUGUGACGGAGAGCUUGAGAAAGUAAUAUCUGGGUCUGUGACAUUUGUUGUUCGCUUCAAGAGUCGGGAGGGUCUGAACAAACUCUGGAGUAUGUACACCACUGGAGAACUCGCCAAGAAACUGACAGAGAUUCUCAUCUCGGAUGAACUGACAACUGAAGAUAAGAGUGACUUGGCUAUCCAGGCAACUAUACCAGAAAGCGACUACGAUCGGGCCUGCAAAUUCUUUGACGAAUUGGAAAAGGACCAGCAGAAAGAUGAAGAGGACUCAAGCAGCAUGGAAGAGGUACAGCAUACACAACUUGGAGAAAGCAGCACAGCAACAACGGCUUACAGUAGCGAUCCAACCGAAUACGCUGAAGACAGAUGUGAAGAGAAGGUGAAGACAUCGUUUAUGACAACAGGUAUCAGUGACCCUGAUCUAUACAAGAUCUCUGUGAUGUUUGGCUCUGAAUGGCAGAAGCUGGCUACACAUCUCGGUUUAAGCGCUGCUGAGAUCGACCGCAUCGUGGAGGAUGACCCAGGUCAGACAGAGAACCAGAUCUUCAACAUGCUGGUCAAAUGGAAGAGAAAACAGGGGGAGGUGUUGUACAAAGUGCUGAUGAAAAUGGGGAGAACGGACAUUGUCGAAGAGCUGAUAGGUUUCAGUGACCUUAUUCUACACAAGAUCUCUGGUAUGCUUGGCUCUGAAUGGCGGAAGCUGGCUACACAUCUCGGUUUCAGCACUGCAGAGAUCAACCGCAUUGUGGAGGAUGACCCAGGCCAGACACAGAACCAGAUCUUCAACAUGCUGGUCAAAUGGAGGCGCCAACAAUCCACUAGCACGGAUCAGAGGGACGUGUUCUUCACAGCUCUGAUGCAGAUCAAGAGAACAAAUACUGUCGAAAACCUAAUAGAACUCAUCCAAGACCUCACCCUCCAGCCGGACGACAUCAUGGUCAGCUUUGAUGUCGUCUCCUUCUUCAUCAGCAUACCCACCUCAGACGCCUGCACCAUCGCCAAGGACAGACUUCAAGCAGACACCACUCUCCAAGACCGCACCGACCUCACCCCUGACCAGCUUCAAGAUCUGCUCAUCACAUGUGUCAACUCAUCCAGCUUCAGAUGGCGGGACAAAUUCUUCGAACAGUCGGCUGUAACCUCAAUGGGAUCUCCUAUAUCCCCGGUUCUGGCUGACUUAAUCAUGGAAGAAUUUGAACAGACCGCCAUCGCAACAGCAGAUCACCAACCCAAGGUUUGGCUCCGGUACGUGGACGACACCUUUGUCAUCUGGCAACACGGGCAAGGCAACCUCCAGCUCUUCUUGGAACACUUCAAAAAGCUUCACAGCAGCAUCCAGUUCACCAUGGAACAAGAAAGAGAUGAAAGCCAGACGGAAGUCUUGCUGGCAGUGUCUACCGCAAGCCCACCCACACGGACAGAUACCUGCACAGCAACUCUUUCCACCACCCAAGAAUCAAGUCCUCCUUCAACCGAACCUUCGUCCGCAGAGCGUACAACGUCUGCGACGAUGAACACGUACCUCAAGAACUUCAUCACAGCACUGCAAUGCAACGGAUACCAGCCCAGCCAAGUCAAGACGCAAGACCCAAGAACCAUUCCCGGCCACCUGGGGUGUACAGGAUUCCAUAUCAAGGACCACCCAAUCACCUGGAACCAAGCAGAACUACUCACUAGCAUUGACCGCCGGUACCCCCGACGCAUCAGAGAAGCCAUCAAGAUCAUCAAGCAUAACACUGUUCCCCAAGACAUCGGUUUCCACAUCAGCAACAUCUGGCGCCCCAUCCUCAAGUCCAAGUCCGAUGGGUCUCCUAUACCCUAG
Messenger RNA from Patiria miniata (bat star), 3793 nucleotides. RefSeq lists its product as uncharacterized. Bases 14 to 3793 code for a protein of 1259 amino acids. The transcript has 16 exons. Gene Ontology annotation, biological process: signal transduction. The record is from RefSeq and is a predicted model, not a curated record. NCBI's taxonomy places the organism in Eukaryota, Metazoa, Echinodermata, Asteroidea, Valvatida, Asterinidae. Gene Ontology annotation, molecular function: protein binding.